UUUGACUCUCGUAGUGGAGUUACGAGACGUAACCAUGUGAACAUUUCCGUUUUCAUACGUGGAGCAGAUUUUACUUAGUUAGGAUGACAAAUCAACGGCAAAAUAAGUACGGAUUACAAAAGGAACUCUCGUAACGUUUCUCGAUGCGCAGCAGUAGGAAUCCAUCGAACGAACAAGCUGUAGCGCCACGUCAUUGUCAUGUGUAGGAAAUGUUCCAUUUCUUAUGCACCACAGUGAACAUUUGUUUUCCAUAAAAAGGAUUUAAUUUUAAUCAGAUAUACGUGCGGUGCUUUUAUAUUUGGUACGCAGAAUGUGUUGAAACAUCGUAACUAUCAGCAAAAUGCCACGCAUAGAUCCUUUAUCCUUACUCAGAUGUCUCAGUGUUUUAUUGGGCCCAACAGGAGGGAUAAAAAGUAAAGAAGAAGUUCAUCGAUUAGCUAACCUAAUGACAAAGUUUUCCAAGAAACUUGUUUCAAAAUGCAUUUAUAUACAAAUAUUAAAAACCACAAAUACGGAUUUGCUCAGUCAAUUUAUGACUGCUGGAGGAUGGAAUUUGAUUCACACGUGGCUCACAGAUGGCAUUCUUGCCAAAAAUUGGGCCCUCAUCCAGGAAUUACUGGAACUUAUGUUACUCUGCCCAGUGGAUAUCGAACGGCUAAAAAGCAAUAAUUCUCCGAAGUUAAUCAAGGGUUUGUCGAAAGAAGGUAGCCACCAAGGAGUACGAGUAUUGGCCAGCCGACUGGUGGAGCAAUGGCUAAAAAUCGUAAAGGGAGAGGCGGCACCGAACUCGGUACCUGCUCAAAUUAUGACAGUUCCGGUCCAGACAAGUACAGCCGGAGGACAAAACACAGUCGCUCUUUCGUCACAACAACAGCAGCAUUAUUCUGGCACGCAACAAAACGCAGAUGCUAUCGAGAGCGCAACUGUCCAUGUGCAGGACUUGAAGCUCGCGCAGCAGUUUACCGGAAACACCACAACAAGUCAAAGCCAACAAGAUCAAGAACAUCAUCAACAAGAGAGGCUACAGUCACAAACGGUGCAGCUACAAGUCGUCGGGAAAGCCCAGCAAGCGCAGAUACAGCAACAGCCGACGCAACAAAGCAAAAAGCAAUCCUUUGUUGUUGUAUCUUCGCAAUCCUCGGUCCCUGUUUAUAAGAUCACCAUUCGCGAUGGUAAUCAAGUCCUCGCGAAAGUAGAGACGGAUCCCGCAAAUAUAAAUAGCGUUCUAAAUACAUCUGGUACUACUGGUAUAGAGGUUAACGGAAAUGUUUCGGAUGUGACUGGACUUUCUGUGAAGCAGGAGGUGAAAAAAGCGGAGUCUGAGGAAUUGGAGGAGAAAACGCGACAAAGUGAUAGUGCUAGUACUACUAGUGGUCAGGACGACGCGGUAGAAACGAGACAGUCGCACAAUUCGGAACACGUUCCCAGUGAAGUGAAACAGACUGUAGUUAGUUCUAAGGAUAAUCACGACGUCGAUAGUGUUAAGGACAAAGACAAUAAGGACUCUAAGGACAUUGUUAAUAGUGAUAGCAGUAAGUCUAGUGAUAAGGAGAAUAGAGACUCUCAUAAAAAGGAUGAGAAAAAACCCAACAGCAGCUCUGACAAAAAAAGUAGUAGCCAUCAUCAUGGCUCAUCGUCUUCAUCGUCCAAAAGUUCUAAGCACAGUUCGAGUUCCGGUGCUCAUCGUACCAGCUCUCACAAGUCUGGUAGUCACCGCUCAGGUUCCAGUAGUAGUAGUUCGAAAAGUUCCGGCUCUAGCAAGGAUAGGUCUUCCAAGGACAAAGAUAAACAUCACUCUAGUUCGUCUAGUAAGCACAGUUCGAGUAGGAGUAAAUCUGAGCGAGACAAAGAACGAGAGAAAGAGAAACAGAAAAAGGACCAGGCGGAAAAGGAUAAAGCAACUUUGGAGAAGGUGCAGGGUCAGGCAUUGAGUUCUAAAUUGGGUAAAAUACCGAAGAAACGAUCGGAGGACGAAAAGUCAAAUGACACGAACGGGAGGAAAUCUUCGACUGAUUCGCGGGAUAGCUCGAAAGAGAAUAAAGAGAAGACGACGGACUCUUCGAAGAAAGUCGCUACAUUGCCUGAAAAGAAGAAUAUAUCGAUAUCUAUCGAGAGCAGAAAGAACAAUCAAGACUCGAUAACGCGGCCGAAAACAGUGAAGACAUUCAACUCGAAAUUCCGAUCCACGGGUUUGGAAGAAGAGGUAAAGCCACCGCCCCCGAGGUCAAAGAAGCCGAAUUCUGUCGUUGACAAGAAAGUUAUACCUCAAAAAAUAUCCAUUUUGAAGAGGUCAUCGCCGCUAAGAGAUACCGUCCCGCUUGUGGAGAAACGCGCGAAGCUGUCGCUGGAUUCGCCGACGUCACCGGCAGACGAGAAGAAAGGCGGGAUUAAGCUGAUACCACCAAAACCAAAACCGAUGAUGCUGCAAGAGAGCGAUAUGUUCAUGGAUGCUCUUACGGCAUCUACGAAGGGCAAGGAACAAAGAAAACGCAAACGCAGGAUUUCCAUCACGAAAGACGGUUCUUCAGAAGCUAAGAAACAGGAAACUCUCACUGUCGAAAAUCGCGAGAGUACACCACCACCUGCUUCGCCUUCGAAUCCAGAAGAUAAAUCGCCAGUUACCGUCAAGCCGAAUUUCAAGUUCUAUCAAGAUACUUUGGAAAUAGAAGAUGAUAAAGAACAAAAAGAAAAUAGCGAGGAAGAUUUGAAAAAGGACAAGGAUCUGGCAAUGGAUGAUGACAAGGAUAACAGAGAUGACGAUGACGGAAGUAACACGCCAACACCCGAAGAAGAUGUGGAGGAUGCGAAGGAUUCCGAAUCGCCGGAAGAUGCAUCUUCGAUAGUUUCGGAUUCAUCGAAAAAGGAUAAUGUUAAUUCUUACUCCGAAAUACGAUACGUAGAUGGACUUAGAAGUGUUUUACUACUUCAGAAACGUAAGGGACCAAAGAAGAUCUUAAAGUGGAAGACGGAUCUGGAAUCUAUACGUUAUUUCGAGUUAGAUGAAACAGAAAGAGUCAAUGUGACGAAGACGUUUACCGAUAUGAAACAGAUGGAGAAACAAAACGAGAGGGAAGCAUUUCAGAUGGCCAGAAAACUAAAUAACGAAGAUUUAAUGGAAGAAAGAACAAGGUGGAAGCCUUUAAUUCCUAUCGAUCUUCCGCCUCCCUUAGUGGAGCCUGGAAAAGACAGCAGGGAGAAAGACAUUCAAUAUGCUCGUGAAAAAGGCAUUCUUCAAGCGCUUUAUUUUAACCGAAGCAUGAUUCCGGAUUCUGCGGCCGAGCCAGAUGAGGAACGACACCACGUGGUGACCGACCCAAAGGUGAUACCAUUGGACGACCUUACAGGUAAUAAGGAAAGCGAGAAGGACUUUACGUCGGUUCCAUGGCCCGAACCCAAGCCGCAAUUAAUACCUCAACCGCCAGCGGUAACGACGUUCCACUACCCAACAUUCCCACACAAUCAGCAGCCGAUGAUGACGCCUAUGGGACCACAACAGGCAAUGGGUCCCAUGUCGCAGAUGCCACAACAGAUGAUGACUCCUACGCAUAUGGGUCCUAUGAGCCAAGAAAUGACAGGACCGAUGUCGGCCGGUGGUGGCGGUUGGAGAACCGGUGACGGCAAAGUCGUAGUACCCGAUGUCAGUAUGAAUCCCAUGGCGAACAUGUCUGGUGGUUUCAAUCAGGGAAUGGAAGGUGGACCAAUGGUUCCGCCUGGUAUGAUGGGUCCACCACCCAUGUACAACCAACAACAAGAGGGUUACGGUAUGAUGGGACCAGAAGACAUGGGUGGGUUCAAUAAUAUGAAUCCCAAUAACUUCCAAGGUCCACCUGGACCGAUGUACCCACCUGGACCCAAUUUCCCAGGACCCAGAGGGGUGCCCAUACAUAGUCGAGGUCGAGCUUGGUAUCGUGGUGGCGGACCUGGUAGAGGUGGUUGGAGAGGCGGUGGUGGCGGUUGGCGAGGAAGUGGCAAACAGCCGCCAGUAUGCCGACAAUUUUCUAAGAACGGUUAUUGUCGGGUGGGCGAUAAAUGCCAGUAUCUUCAUCCUGGCGUGAAUUGUCCACCGUUCUAAAUGUAGGACGAGGAUCAGGCAAUUGCAGCCUGUUCGAAAUGACGUAUCACGCUGUGUAAGAAUCUUACCCAUCACGUGUCGUCGUGUCGACGAUAAAGAUUUAUCUUCGCAGCAAAAAUCCUAGAGACGUUGACAAACAACGCGAAUGUGUAAAUGCAUGAGUGACUCGAUUACAUCGCCGAAGAAGCGCCGUGUAUCUCGAAAUCUCGUGUAUCUUCACCGGAAGGUAUAAUGAAUGACACAUAAUACCGUACAAAAAUCUCUCCAUGAUGCUGGUUAAAAUUCAUCUCCAGAGAGAGAUUAUCUCCGUAGAAAGUCGCUGAAACCGACGUAAACACAUAGAAGCCACAAAUAAUUUAAACACGCCAUAUUCUAUAUAAUUUAUUUUUAUGAGAACUCGUAAAUAUAUGGUUCCAUUUAGAUGUUCUCCAUAGGAAUAUAUUAGUCGCAAUCAUAGUCGCGAUAAUACGUUAAUUCAAUCUCGUCGUUCGAUUGUAAGACGGAUUGAUUCCCGUGUACCUAAGUUAUUCCUUAUGUUAAGUAAAUCUCGAUGUGCAAUUUUUUUUACUGUAUAAGUCUUAUUGUAUAAAAAUAGAAUGAUAGGACUCUGCGUUUAUUUAACAAUCAAUAAGCCUGUAAGUUUUUGUAAAUACAAUCGCAUUUUCUUAGCGUGAAUGAGCGCGUGCGCCACAGGGUGUUUUAUACUUGUCGCGACAUUUAAUGUCAUCAAGUAUGAAUGCAUAAUAAGAAAAAAAGAAAGAAAAAAAGAAUUUAACACAACUAUGUGAAACUUAUCGAUUGCUAGACGGUAUAGCGUCCACGUGAACAAUGCAGAAAUAAUUAAAAGAUUCUAUUUCUCGUAAAUUUUUUUUCUUCGACUGUUUACCACAUCCUAAAUCUCUUUGCUGCAGUACGUGAAAUCAUGUUGGCAUCUUAAUUUUGCGUUUUUGUUUCCUGUAAGUUGUCACUGUCGAGAUUACAAUUAUAUAAUAUUCUGUUUCGGAAUUAUAUAUGACUAAAAAGAAAUCAUAAAUAUCGUCCCAGACAGCACACAUGUCCAAAACUGGGACAUAAGACGUCUUUAAGUCGACUUUAAGAUGUCUGGACAUAAGAGGUCUUUAAGUUGUCUUAAAGAUGUCUUAAAGACAUCUUAUGUCCCGGUUUUGGACAUUGUGCUGUCUGGGGUUACUAUGUCGUAUAUGAAUUAUAUGAUUAUCACACGUACACAUCAUUAUUUUUGAAUUUUAUACAUUUCAAAUUGCGUUAUAUAAUAUCAUGUUUGCUUCACGCUGAAAACAGUAGAAUUCUGAAAUAUAAAUGGAUUAUUAUAAUAAUAUUCAAUAAUGGCAAAUAAUAGCAACAAUGGCAAAUAAUAGAACACCAAAAGUUUCAACAGUAAGCUUACUCCUUACGCUUUUUGUCAUAAUAAUUUCUACGUGUAGAUUCUCUGUAAAUAUCACGAUUGCAUAACAUAUAUGAAUCGAUAAUUUUAAUAAAAGGCAGGUUGGCUUAAAUAUAAGUUUUGUUGAUAUGUAACAAGUAGAGAACAAUUAUAAAAUAUUACACGAAAUUCUAUGUGUAUCAUCUAAGAUAGAAAGAUAAUCAAUUCGAUUUGGUA
Messenger RNA from Odontomachus brunneus, 5690 nucleotides. It is a transcript of the gene PNUTS, whose product is annotated as serine/threonine-protein phosphatase 1 regulatory subunit 10. The record is from RefSeq and is a predicted model, not a curated record. The transcript has 10 exons. Gene Ontology annotation, molecular function: metal ion binding. Bases 341 to 4072 code for a protein of 1243 amino acids. Lineage: Eukaryota; Metazoa; Arthropoda; Insecta; Hymenoptera; Formicidae.